AUGUCUCGCAGGCAGCCGAGUACGAAGCUGUCAACUAACAAGGACACUCCCCAUGAUGACGACGCUGCGAAACUGUUCGACGGCAUUCACAGUGGUGCAUGGGUCUAUCGGUUCCCUCCGUCCUGGGUCCCAUACAUACAGCUCGCGCGCCUCAGCCCCCCCGUACCUGUGCUUCUGAUCUACUUUCCGCACGUGUUUGGCAUUGCUCACGCGGCGGCUACGCAGAAAGCACCUUUGGGGGAUGUCAUACGUGUCUGUCUCUUGCUGCUUGGCGGCAGCUUCUUCCUGUCAAACGCAAUCCAUAGGUGGAACGACUUGAUCGAUGCUCCCAUUGACAGGCAGAUUCCACGCACGCGCAAUCGUCCUGUUGCACGAGGAGCCAUCAGCCCCCAAGGCGCAAUGAUCUUUACAAUCUCCCAGGCGUUUGGCGCAGCUCUGUUCUUACUCUUCUUACCCAGUGAUACGGUAUUGUGUACGUUGCCCAGCAUAGUUGCAAAUACGUACUACCCAUUUGCGAAGAGACACACGCACUUUCCCCAAGUGGUGCUCGGUGUUGCUCUACAGUGGGCAGUGAUAGUCGGUAGUUGUGCUAUGGGCGGUGGCAGCCCACGGGCCAACACAUCGGUUCUCUACCUGUUCCUGGGCUCUCUGCUCUGGACGGUGAUUUACGACACGAUCUACGGCUUUCAAGACUACGCAGACGACAUCAAGAUAGGUGUCAAAAGCACUGCGGUUCUUUUUGGGGAAUGGGGAAAGCCUAUCUUGUGGCUCAUGAGCAACUGUAUGGCGGGUCUGUUACUCGCGUCAGGCCAAGCUGCUGAGAUGAGCCUGAUUUAUCUUGUGAUCGCAGUGGGAGGUACCUUUGGAUGUCUCAACUGGAUGAUGGCCAGUGUCAACCUCAAAUCUCCCGACAGCUGUGCAUGGUGGUUCACGUAUGGCUUCUGGGGUCCUGCCGUAUCGAUCUCGCUUGGGCUUCUUUGCGAAUAUAUCUUCGCCUAG
Molecule: messenger RNA, 999 nt
Organism: Neoarthrinium moseri
Lineage: Eukaryota; Fungi; Ascomycota; Sordariomycetes; Amphisphaeriales; Apiosporaceae
Exons: 1
Coding region: 1-999 (332 amino acids)
Biological process (GO): ubiquinone biosynthetic process
Cellular component (GO): mitochondrial inner membrane
Molecular function (GO): 4-hydroxybenzoate polyprenyltransferase activity
Source: RefSeq, a predicted model, not a curated record